UCGCCAGCCAGUGAUAAAUAUUAAUGCCGAGGUAACUUUUGCCAAAAGAAAAAGAGAGAGCAAAAGUCGUAUUCUCCUUCUGCUAGGGAAAGAAAAGAUGAUGAAUUGAUAGCUAGCAGAGCGCAAAAAGGAGUACUCCAUAACCUCUCAUCUCUCUGAAACAAGGAGCAAAUUAAAACAACAACCUCCUCCUCUUCUUCUUCUUCUUCUUCUUCUUCUUCAUGUAAAGGAAGAGAAACAUCUUUCUCUGUUUGAUUUCAUCGCCGACAGCCCGGUGCGUGUGAUAUUUACUUCAGAGAGAUUGGAUACGUAGUGCUACUGGCGAAAAGAGAAAAAUGUAUGGAGAUUGCCAAGUUCUGUCGUCCAUGGUCGGAGGAGGAGGCAACGUAGUGGUGUCGCCGGACUCGCUCUUCUCGUCGCCGAUCCAAAACCCUAACAGCCUCGGGUUCAUGGCCAACAUGCCCCCAUUUCACGCCUUCUCUUCUAUCAUUCCGAAGGAAGAGGGGAUGAUGGUGAUGGGGAGGGGAGUCAGCAAGGAGGAAGAGAUGGAGAGCGGCUCCGGCAGCGGCGGCCCACUCGACGGCGUCCUCAGCUGCGGAGAGGACCACGACGACGAGCUUUUGCAGCGGCACUCGCUGCUGUCUCCGCCGCCGUCGCAGCAGCAGGCCGGCAGGAAGAACAAAAAGCGCUACCACCGCCACACCGCCCACCAGAUCCAAGAAAUGGAAACGUUGUUUAAGGAAUGCCCGCACCCGGACGAGAAGCAAAGGAUGAAGCUCAGCCAAGAACUCAGCCUCAAACCUCGCCAAGUCAAGUUCUGGUUCCAAAACCGCCGCACUCAAAUGAAGGCACAACAAGAUCGAGCGGACAACGUGAUACUGAGGGCAGAGAACGAUAGCCUCAAGAAUGAGAACUUCCGGCUGCAGUCGGCCAUCCGCAACGUCGUCUGCCCACAUUGCGGCGGCCCGGCCAUCCUCGGCGAGAUGUCCUUCGACGAGCAGCAGCUACGCAUCGAGAACGCCCGCCUCAAGGAUGAGCUCGACCGCUUGUCCUGCAUCACAUCCCGCUACACAGCCCCGCCGCCGCCGCUAGGCCACGUGCCGUCCUCGUUACUCCUCGCGCCGUCUCUUGACCUGGACAUGGGCGUCUACUCGCGGCACUUCAACGAGCCGCCUCCGUUCGAGAUGAUCUCGGUCGCGGCGCCGCUGUCGGAGGAUCUGCAGCACUCCCCGUUCGGCGGGGGCUUGAUGGUGCUCGAUCAGGACAAGCCGCUGGUGCUCGACCUCGCGAUGACCGCGGCCGGGCACCUCGUGCGGAUGUGCAACGCCGGCGCGCCGCUUUGGGUCCGGAAGAGCGGCAACGUAGAGGCGCUGGAUCUCGAAGAGCAAGCGAAGGGAUUCCCUUGGCCGAUGGAGUUGAAGCAGCAGAACGGAGGAGAGUUCAGGACGGAGGCGUCCAGGGACUCUGCCAUGGUCAUAAUGAACAGCAUCACCCUGGUGGAUGCCUUCCUCGACGCCAACAAGUGGAUGGAGCUUUUCCCUUCGAUCGUGUCGAAAUCAAGAACAGUUCAGGUGCUGAGUUCCGGAGUCGCUGGUGGAAACGGCUGCUUGCAACUGAUGCACGGAGAGUUGCAGUUUUUGUCGCCUUUGGUGGCGGCCAGAGAAGCUUAUUUCUUCAGGUACUGCCAACAGAACCCGGAAGAAUUAGGCAGUUGGAUAGUGGUGGACUUUCCAGUCGAUGGAUUUGUGGAAGGGGUUCAAACAUGCUUCCCUUGGUAUAGAAGGAGGACUUCAGGCUGCAUCAUUCAAGAUAUGCCCAAUGGUUAUUCAAGGGUGAUGUGGGUAGAACAUGCAGAGGUGGAUGAUAAGCCGGUGCAUCAAGUUUUCAACCAAUUUGUCAGCAGUGGCAUGGCUUUUGGUGCAACUCGCUGGGUUUCUACUCUUCAAAGGCAAUGCGAGCGCCUCGCGAGUCUCAUGGCCAGAAACAUCUCAGAUCUUGGAGCGGUGAUCCCUUCGCCGGAGGCAAGAAAGAACAUGAUGAAGCUGUCGCAGAGAAUGAUCAGAACCUUCUGCUCCGCCGUGUACUCCACCGGAGCGCAGUCGUGGACCGCGCUCUCCGACUCACCGGACGACACGAUUCGCGUUACGACGAGGAAGAACACGGAGCCGGGCCAGCCUAACGGUGUCAUCCUCACCGCCGUGUCCACCACUUGGCUUCCUUUCUCUCAUCAGCAAGUUUUUGAGCUCCUGACGGACGAGCAACGAAGAUCACAGCUGGACGUGCUAUCGAGCGGCAAUUCGUUGCACGAAGUGGCUCAUAUCGCGAAUGGAUCGCAUCCCAGGAACUGCAUCUCUCUUCUGCGUGUCAACGCCGCGAGCAAUUCUACUCACAGCGUGGAGCUGCUGCUGCAGGAGAGCAGCACCCACCCCACCGGCGGCAGCAUCCUUGUCUACGCCACCAUCGACGUCGACGCCGUCCAGGUCGCGAUGAGCGGCGAUGACCCCUCCUACAUCCCCCUCCUCCCCACCGGCUUCGUCAUCUCCCCCGCCGCCUCUGACUCCGCCACCGCCGGCUGCCUCUUCACUGUCGGCACGCAGGUGCUCGCCAGCGCCGUCCCCUCCGCCAAACUCAACCUCUCCAGCGUCACCGCCAUCAACAACCACCUCUCCAGCACCGUGCAGCAGAUAAACUCCAUGCUCGCCGGCGCGGCCGCUCAGCAACCUCCCCCCGCCUCAGCUCCUGCGACGGAGCAAUCCCACGCUUGAAGAAAUAGUACCAAAUAUAGCUGGAAUUAACUAAUUACCCCUAUUUUUGUCUACCAUUUUCUCCAGUGCCGUCACGAAUCUAUAAUAAUUCUGAACCGAGUCUGAUCAGGGACAAGGGAGUAUUUGACAGAAACCCACAAACAGAUGACUCAAUUAAUCAUGUGGGCUCUGUCAACUUCUCACUUGUUCAUGCGUGGGGGCAUUGGCUUAAUUCUGGUAAACCAAAACAGGGGAUUUGUAAUCUCCAGCUAUAUCUGCUAGUUCAUAAUAAAUGUUUGAAUCAGAACACUUCGGUGAACAGUUUAAGUAGGGAUCAGUUCAGCUUUGUGUGUAAAGAUGGAACGGAGAAGCCUAGUAGGGUUCUGGGAGUCGAAGUGUGAAAAGGAAGUCAAGAGCGCACCAGAUGUGACCCUUCACGGAGGGUGUUGGUUCGGGAAUUGACUUCCUUUUUGGGGUUUUCUUCUGUUUUGCUUGUCAUGGAGUCCGGUGAUGGAUUGGUAGGUGGAAGUGGAUUGAAUGCUCAAUAUGCUGAAACUAUUAUGAAUAUAAUUAAUUAAUUAAUUAA
Zingiber officinale is the source of this 3330-nucleotide messenger RNA. RefSeq names its product homeobox-leucine zipper protein ROC3-like. Gene Ontology annotation, molecular function: lipid binding; DNA-binding transcription factor activity, RNA polymerase II-specific; DNA binding. NCBI's taxonomy places the organism in Eukaryota, Viridiplantae, Streptophyta, Magnoliopsida, Zingiberales, Zingiberaceae. The transcript is spliced from 12 exons. The record is from RefSeq and is a predicted model, not a curated record. Gene Ontology annotation, biological process: regulation of DNA-templated transcription. The coding region runs from base 336 to 2765 and encodes 809 amino acids.